Molecule: messenger RNA, 1058 nt
Organism: Rhagoletis pomonella (apple maggot)
Lineage: Eukaryota; Metazoa; Arthropoda; Insecta; Diptera; Tephritidae
Product: partner of Y14 and mago-like
Biological process (GO): exon-exon junction complex disassembly
Cellular component (GO): cytoplasm; exon-exon junction complex
Molecular function (GO): RNA binding
Source: RefSeq, a predicted model, not a curated record
UCGAUGGCUAUGGCCAUCUUUCAAUUAGACUUUCGAAAAAGAAAAGAGCUUUCUAGAAAGUCGCCAGAAUUGACAAUUGUGAGUUGAAAGACAGUUGCCAGAAUACAACUGUAAAUCUUAUUGAGGUUUAAACUUAGUUUAAACGCAAGCUAAUUUAAACUACGGUCAACCAGCUUUUUAAUAUGAACGUAGUUUGCGUGAUCUUCCUUUAAAUGGGCACUUUAAAACUGGUCCUUAAUCUUAAAAAACACUGUUAAUUUCAAAAAUUUAACGACUUUACGCAUUUGCGCGCGUUCCUAUAUUUGCACUGCCCUGACUGAUGCUUAAGCGCGUCAUCUACCAACUCAAUUUGCUAACUUAAUGUUAUCACUAAUAUACAACUUUGAACUAUCUGGCAACAUUGUCCAAACUGCUAUUUGACAAUUGCCGAUUGACAUUUGACUUUUGCUGUUUGACUGCAAAAAAAGCCGAGUCCCUUGUCAAUUUUUGUGAUUUUUUGCAAUUCAAGAACAAAUUAUAAAAAUUGUGAAAAGAUGACGACUUAUCUGACCGAUAAUGAUGGCAAAUUCAUCCCAGCAACUCAGCGACCCGAUGGUACUUGGCGCAAGGCUCGCCGCGUUAAAGAUGGCUAUGUACCACAGGAAGAGGUACCCUUGUACGAGAGCAAAGGUAAGCAGUUUGCACAACGUAGGAGUACGCUACCGCCUGGCAUGUGCCCGCUGGUAGCUGAGCAAACCAAGAAAGAACGUGAAAAGCAAGAACGCGCUAAAGCCAAAAAGUUGGCCAAACAACAAGAAAACGCAAAUGCUUCAAAAGCGGGGUCCGCCAGUAGCGGGAACAAUAAAAAACCGAAGCAAGCCCCAUCUCAAUUACAACCAACUCCCGGCUUGUUAGUGUUGCCCGAUACUGUUACGGCUAAGGCCGCAAUACCAAAACCUAAUGCUAAUACAAAUAAAGCAUCGAGUACAAAUAGCAACGAUGCCGUAGCCAAACUUGCAAAUGACUUGCAGUCCAGCCUAAAAGUGCAAUCAGAUGACGGUCAUGAAGCGUUGAAGAAA